Molecule: messenger RNA, 954 nt
Organism: Saxophila tyrrhenica
Lineage: Eukaryota; Fungi; Ascomycota; Dothideomycetes; Mycosphaerellales; Extremaceae
Exons: 1
Coding region: 1-954 (317 amino acids)
Cellular component (GO): cytosol
Molecular function (GO): oxidoreductase activity
Source: RefSeq, a predicted model, not a curated record
AUGGCGCAACUACUGUAUCCGUCAUUUACGCCGACCUACCACCAUGACCAGUACCCGGCCAUUGAUCCAACGCAGCCUUCGCUCGACUGCUCUCACUUGACAUUUCUGGUGACCGGAGCAGGUCGCGGUAUAGGUCAAGCGAUUGCUGUGGCUUUUGCACAGGCACAUGCUAGGAGAAUCGCACUUCUCGGCCGAACGAGAUCGACGCUUGAGGAGACGGCAGCUUUGGUAGAGAGGGCCAGUGGCGGAACGACCGAUGUGUUCUUGGUCACUGCAGACAUCACGAUCAAAGAGCAAGUCCAGACAGCGUUCGACUCCACGUUCAACCGCUUCGGUGGCCAGGUGCCGGACGUCCUAGUCAACAACGCAGGCGGGCUCGCGGGAAUCGGCAGCCUCACAAAUGUCGACAUCGACGACUUCAUGAGCGCCUUCGACAUCAACGUCCGCGGUUCCCUCACCGUCCUACAGACCUACCUUCGCGCGAACCAGAAAUACUCCCCAGACACCCCACGUACCGUGAUCAACCUCGCGUCCGGCUCAGCACACCUGCCCUACGCUCCCACGGCAGCAGCCUAUGCCUGCUCCAAACUCGCCAACGCAAAAAUCACCGAGUACUUCCACCAUGAAAACCCGUCCUGGAACGUCUUCAACAUGCAACCCGGCGUCGUGGCCACAGACUUGGCGCGGCAGGCUGGUCGUAAGGCCCCGGACUCGCCUGAGCUGCCGGCUGGGUUUGCGGUGUGGUUGGCUGCUUCUCCGAAGGCGGUGAAGCUGAAUGGGAGGUUUAUUUGGGCGAAUUGGGACAUCGAGGAAGUGCUGGAGAGAGAAGAGGAGAUUCGGAGAAGAGAUCUGCUUACGCUGACACUGAAGGGGUGGGCGGAGGAUGUUAAUGCUGAGGAGUUGAAGAGGAGGGCGGUGGGUGUGCAUAGGGAUGCUGAGCGGAAGGUCGAGUGA